Molecule: messenger RNA, 1152 nt
Organism: Myiozetetes cayanensis
Lineage: Eukaryota; Metazoa; Chordata; Aves; Passeriformes; Tyrannidae
Product: platelet-activating factor receptor-like
Exons: 1
Coding region: 145-1152 (335 amino acids)
Biological process (GO): positive regulation of Rho protein signal transduction; phospholipase C-activating G protein-coupled receptor signaling pathway
Cellular component (GO): membrane
Molecular function (GO): G protein-coupled receptor activity
Source: RefSeq, a predicted model, not a curated record
GUGGCAUCCCCCUGGGGGCUCUGCCUCUGGCACCCAGCAGUACUGCAGGUGCCAGCCAGAGAGGUGUCCUGUGCAGGUCAACACCCCUUCCCUGUUCCCCAGAGCUGUGCCACUGACUGUGCCCUGUCUUUGCAGGAGCCCGAGAUGAACAGCUCGGCGCCGGGGCCGCUGCCGACGGGACACGCCGGCGAGUGCCUGCCCAAUGACCCAGUGCAGUUCGUGCUGGUGCCCGUUGUCUACUGCCUGGUGCUGUGCGUGGGGCUGCCAGGCAACCUGGUGGCCUUGCUGGUCUUCCUGCAGAGCGGCAAGGUGAGGAAGGCCAUCCGCAUCUACCUCAUCAACCUCACGCUGGCCGACAUCCUCUUCAACCUCACGCUGCCCCUCUGGAUCCACUACUACCUGUCCGGGGGGGACUGGCUGCUGUCGGAGGCCGCCUGUCGCCUGGCGGGGGCCGCCUAUUACCUGGCGACCUACAGCGCCGUCACCUUCAUGGCUCUCAUCAGCUUCAACCGGUUCUGCGCGGUGCGGGCGGCGCGGCGGGCGCUGCUGCUCACGGGGCCCCGCGGUGCCGCGCUGGCCUGCGCCCUGGCCUGGCUGCUGGGGCUGGGCUGCGCCGUGCCCACCCUGGCUGCCCGCCAGACCUUCCCUGCCCGCGCCGGGGCCACCGCCUGCUUCGAGCAGCACGGGCGGCACCGCGCCUACGCCUACGCCAUGGUGGGCUUCUUCGCCGCCGCCUUCCUGGUGGUGCUGGGCACCUACACCUCCAUCGCCCGGGCGCUCUCGGCACCCGCCGCCGCCGCCUCGCCGGGCUCCCACCGGCAGCAGGCGCGUGCCAUGGUGCUGGGGAUGCUGCUGGUCUUCGUGGUCUGCGUGGCCCCCUACCACCUGACGCUGGCCCCCUGGGUGGGCAGCCGGCCCCCCGCGCCGCCCUGCGGGCCUCCCGACACCCUGGACGUGCUGCACGCGCUGAGCGUGGCCCUGCUCAGCCUCAACAGCUGCCUGGACCCCCUCGUCUACUGCUUCUCCAUCCGGCGCUUCCGCGCCGACCUGGGCCGGACCCUGCGCAAGAUCGGCCGGUGCCUCCCGCUGCCCCCGCCGGGCCCCCCCGGGCCUGUGCCUGGCACCCGCGGGUCCUCCUUCACCUCCUCGUAG